GGUGGCAGCAGCGCUAGUGACGCAGCGUCUGCGUGCUCCACCCAACGGCCGGAGCCGAGGCGCAAAACAACUUCGCGAGCGCAGCGCGAGUCAUGGCGUCCAAGAGGCUCUCCUGAAGAACAAACUCCGCGCAAACUCUCGCCGAAAGCGCGUAACAAGCCGCCGCCGACCGCCCGGGAUCUCACACGGACGGCAGAGAAAAAGUCCGCUCGACGAAGGAGUUAUGGUCGCCGAGUGUCGACUUUAAAGCUAGCAGGAGCGCGGCUAGCUCAAGAGUUCGGCGUCGCGGCGAGUUUCGCGAACAGCGCGAAUCGGGUGUAAAUAUAGCGAUAUAUGCGAUUUAACGCAGAGCGUGAGGAAAAGAGCUCUUGAAGCGUCUCCCCGGAGGUUAUUCGCCGUGUAGUUUGUCUGUGGACGGGUGGAUAUGGCUCAGUCGCCGGUAGCUGUUCAAGUUCCUGGAAUGCAGAACAGCAGAACAGACCCUGAAGAGUUGUUCACUAAACUAGAGCGCAUCGGGAAGGGCUCGUUCGGCGAGGUGUUCAAAGGCAUCGACCGCCGCUCUCAAAACGUAGUGGCCAUCAAGACCAUCGACCUUGAGGAGGCAGAAGAUGAAAUCGAAGACAUCCAACAGGAGAUCACUGUGCUCAGCCAGUGUGAUAGUCCUCAUGUCACCAAAUACUAUGGCUCUUACUUAAAGGGCAGUAAACUAUGGAUCAUAAUGGAGUAUCUGGGAGGAGGUUCGGCUCUGGACCUGCUGAGAGCCGGACCCUUUGACGAAUACCAGAUCGCCACCAUGCUGAAAGAGAUCCUGAAAGGUCUGGACUACCUGCACUCCGAGAAGAAAAUCCACAGGGACAUAAAAGCUGCCAACGUGUUGCUGUCCGAGUCUGGUGAGGUGAAGCUGGCGGACUUCGGUGUGGCGGGACAGCUGACAGACACGCAGAUCAAGAGGGAGACGUUCGUAGGUACACCGUUCUGGAUGGCCCCGGAGGUCAUCCAGCAGUCUGCAUACGACUCCAAGGCUGAUAUUUGGUCUCUUGGGAUCACCGCCAUCGAGCUGGCCAAGGGCGAGCCCCCGAACUCAGACAUGCACCCCAUGAGAGUGCUCUUCCACAUCCCCAAGAACACACCGCCCACCCUCAACGGAGACUUCUCCAAGACUUUCAAAGAGUUUGUGGACUCCUGUCUCAACAAAGACCCGACGUUUAGGCCAACAGCAAAGGAACUCCUGAAGCACCGAUUCAUCGUUAAAUAUGCCAAGAAGACAUCCUACCUCACCGAGCUCAUUGACCGGCUGAAGCGCUGGAAAGCCGAGGGUCACAGCGAUGGAGAAUCGAGUUCGGACUCUGACUCAGAGCCCAGCAGCAAGGACAGCGACUCGUCUCCUGAGUGGUCCUUCACCACCGUCCGUAAGAAGAAGCCGGAAAAGAAGCAGCCCAACGGAACGGAUGAAGAACUUCAGAAGAAGUCGGUCAGUUUAACCACCGUCAUGGCUCCGGUUUUUUCAGAGCUGAAAUCGCAGCACGGUGACGACGACUCGGCGAGAGUUCUGGAGCAGCUGGAGAAGAGCCUGCAUGUGGCUGAAGACAUCUGCCCUGGCGUCACAGACCGGAUGAUCAGCCACAUCCUGGAGAGGGUGCAGAGGUUCUCCAUGAGUUAGUGCUUCGUUUGGAAACGUGGGAACCCCCUUCAGCUGUCAGCCCGGAUGACUGCACCUUAACACACUCACACAUGUACAGAGACCGGAGGGACGCGGGGUCACACACACACACUAUAUUAUCAUAACCAAAAGGAUUUUUUUUUUUUCUCCCAAAGAAUGGAAAUUAUAUAUUAGUGUGUGUGUUCAACUGUAUUUAUAAAAUUUUGCCACAUGCUUUUAUAUUAGUCUUCUGCUGGUGCCCAAGAAUUUGUGUUACUGUUAUUUUAUUUCACAUUUUACUUUAAAAGACACGAAAUAUCCUUCUACAGCGCAUUAGGUAAAUCUUUUGGUUCGCAUAUAUUUAUGUAUUUGACGUCCCGAUCCAUUACUUUUAUUUGAAACUCCGAUCAAUAAUAUAUAUACGUUUGGGAGAUUAACCGUUUCUUUUCGCUCGUCUUGGUUUGGGAUUUCUUGAUUUCUCUCGACACACUGUUAACUGUAGCAUUACAGAACUGCUGUAUGGGAUACACGCAUAUCAGUCAAAAUGAAUAGAAAUACCUCAUUUAAGCAAUCAAAAAAAGAAAAGAAAGACAGCUCCUGGUUAAUGAAGAUCGAUGAAAAUUGAACCUGCCUGGAAAAUGAGGAGUUUUGCUGGGCAAAAGCUACCUCCGCUUCUGGCCCAUUACAAUAGGGAAUUUCAGUUUUAUUUUAUUUGUUUCGCUUUUGUAGUUUGACUACUUUUUUUUUAAAUUGGCACGGUAAUUCAUCUUCAAUUUUGACUUUUUGUACACGGGAAUGUAGCGAAACAUUUUGCCCUUCAUUUCUCAGUGACGCCCUCUUUUUACGGUGUGUUUUGAGCUGAUAUUUUUAUACGAGGAUAGAAUUAUACUGUAUUUUUUGAAGGAGAUACGCGCUUGCGCACACUUUGUACGGGGCGGGCCCGUUUCGCGUUUUAAUUUCAGAGCUCUCUCGCUCCAAAGACAUUCCACUCACUUUGAGUAGAUCUCAAGGCGGCCUGCUUCUGUAAGCGAUGGGGGGGAUUUCUACAUAAAGCUCCCCGAAACGACAGCGAGCGCUCCGAGUCCACUCUAGGCAGCAGUACAGCAUUCAAGCUCGAUGCAGAUUUCUUUCACGUGGUCUCCUGUGAUGAGGAAUUUUUUUUUUGCCAAGCUUGUAAAGAAACACGAGGGUGCCAUUGCUGGUGCGGUGGUCAUGUCAUGUUUGCUCCUGUCGGCUUGGAGAGACUGUGCCAACGUUGCAUCCCAUUGUGCCUAAAGCUCACUUUUUUUUAUGUAUAUGAUGUUAUAGUCUUCUCAAACGGCUUUAAAACGAAGUUUCACACAUGUUGCCAGACUGCUGGAAGAUUUUAGAGCAAUAAAAAGGCGUUUAGUGGAUUUGUAUAUUUCUUUAUAGAAAUGUAGAUGCAGAAGCUAUAGGUUUUGUACAUUUCUUCACCAGAGCUUUUGUAAAUUUAAGACGCCAGACAGAAAUCUUUCUAGGUUGUAUCAUAUAGAUGCUGUUCUCAUCAUUUUUGGACUUUUAACUGUUACAGAUAAGUUUUUGUUUGGUGUGGCAAAUAAAGAUUUAAGUUAUGACA
Molecule: messenger RNA, 3236 nt
Organism: Puntigrus tetrazona (Sumatra barb)
Lineage: Eukaryota; Metazoa; Chordata; Actinopteri; Cypriniformes; Cyprinidae
Gene: stk26
Product: serine/threonine protein kinase 26
Exons: 11
Coding region: 425-1660 (411 amino acids)
Biological process (GO): protein phosphorylation
Molecular function (GO): protein kinase activity; ATP binding
Source: RefSeq, a predicted model, not a curated record